AUGGCGAGCCAGUCAAUCAAGAACAGCUCACCUGUGGGAACUGUUGCACGGGUUGGAAACAAGACGUCUGAAAGAAUAACCACAGUGAUGCCGCCUAUCACACGAACCAAAGGGGCUCCGGUGGCCACCACCAACUCUACUGCAGUCAUGACAGAGACAGCAGAAAGGGCAGCGGUGGGCGUGGCAACAACUGUGGCACCUGUGACCGACGUCCCGACCCCCAGUGCCUCCAUGGGGCCCGCGUUGUCCUUCCCCACGUCUGCCACGAGGACUGUUCCCACUCUGGACACCAGGCACCCACCUCCCAGCACACCCCACGCCCACGUGCCAGGGAGCAGCAGCACUUCGCCAGGAACAACAGUAGUGACAAUGCAAGCCCUGAGUGACAAGACAGUGGCCACGCCAAAUGCAAGCGGUCUAGUCAGCACGCACAGUCCUUCCAAACCCAUGACAGGCAACUCCACAGCAGACCUCAGACCCCCCACAAGCCUCCAGGUCCCGAACACAACUGCACAAGGCCCCACCCCCCGGGCGUCAACUGGCCAGCCUAGGGCCACCACAGCAGGUCGAUCCACACCCACUCUGUUGGAGACAACCCUCAAGCCCACCACCAUCCCCUCUGUGUCUUCAGUGCCCACGACAACAGCAGCCACCACCAAGGCACACUUGAAGGAGCCCACCGCCAACACAGCGCCAGCACCUCACACCAGCCCAGCCCCUACAACCCAGAUGCAGCCAAAUCUUACACCAUUGACCCAGGGGCCCACAGAACUAGCCUCCACCCAGACCCUGGGGCCGAUGGGGACAGAAGUUUUAUUUGCCCUGCAAGCCUAUGAGAGCUACAAGAAGAAGGAUUACACACAGGUGGACUACCUAAUCAACGGCAUGUAUGCCGACUCUGAAACUAUCUGGAUAGCUAUCCUGUCAUACAAAUUAAUACACCAAAUGCUGGAGUAUGCAAAUCUGGAUCCUGGGGGACUCUUGGCGACUGAAAUUUACAAUUCCAAACCUCAAGGGGAUUGA
Chrysochloris asiatica (Cape golden mole) is the source of this 1023-nucleotide messenger RNA. RefSeq lists its product as uncharacterized. Lineage: Eukaryota; Metazoa; Chordata; Mammalia; Afrosoricida; Chrysochloridae. The record is from RefSeq and is a predicted model, not a curated record. The transcript has 3 exons. Bases 1 to 1023 code for a protein of 340 amino acids.